CUUGAGAGAAGCAGGGGAGGGCAAGCACAGACUGGGAGAGAUGCUAUUUUAAGCAAUAGAGGCCCCAGUUGGCUUGGAGGAGUUAUAGCAGGUGCGCCUGGAUGGCUACCAGCAUGCCCACUCAGAGGAGGAGCAAUGUCUGAGAGACAGGUUAGAGUUCAACUGAUUGACAGGAAAAAGCCUGGGAAAGUAGAGCUAGCCUGACCAAUAAAGACAAUCUUCAGUGAAGUGCCUGCCUCCAGGAGCACUGUGGGAGGAAAGUAGCCAUUUGGGGAGGUGUCUAGAGCCAAUCAUUGAAAGGGUAGCAUUUUCUGUUCAUCAGCUUGAGUCCCAGACCUGCAUGCAGGGUGUGACACAUAGCCAGAAAAGGUUAAGCAGCUUGCAGGCUAAUUGACCCAGAUUCAACCUGUUAGAAAGGGGAAGCAUUGAGCUGCAAGAUUGAGGUCUCCAAAUUCAUUUGGAUUAUCCUGGUGUUCAACAUUGGACUGUAACCUAUGGACUAAUUCUAUGAACUCUGUGCAACUCCUAAGCUCACCACCUCUGCUAUGAAACUGAUCUCAGAUCUCACCUAGCACCAUCAAGUCCCGGCCCAUGAUUGGGGCUCUUAAGUGCAACUGCAAUACAAUUAACAUUUCAGCUGAACGUGCAGAGGGAGACCUGACACAGAUGCUUUCCCAGGUGAUGAUGGGCAGGUGACAGAAAGGUACAUAUAAGCUUCAGGGACACCACACAGAAACUAAAACCACCCUUCAGAUUCUACAUCAACUACUCUGACCGUACUGAACACAUUGAAAUAAGAAGAAUCAUGGAUUACUAUGGGAAGUACGCAGCGGUCACUCUAGUCAUGUUGUCCGUGUUUCUGCAUAUUCUUCAUUCUUUUCCAGAUGGAGAGUUCCUCACACAGGGUUGUCCAGAAUGCAAGCUAGGGGAGAACAGGUUCUUCUCAAAGCCAGGAGCUCCCAUUUACCAGUGCACAGGAUGUUGUUUCUCCAGGGCUUAUCCCACUCCCAUGAGAUCAAAGAAGACAAUGCUCGUUCCAAAGAACAUUACAUCAGAGGCAACAUGCUGUGUAGCAAAAGCCUUUACAAAGAUUACCCUUAAGGACAACGUGAAGAUAGAGAACCACACAGACUGUCAUUGCAGUACCUGCUACUAUCAUAAAUCUUAAAGCCUGUCCCAUCGGUAGUGACCACGGAUGACAAUGAAUGGAAUUGUUUGUUUUUCAGCUUUUAUAGCACCUCUAUUUAAAAUAUUAGGUUUUCUGAUCAGGGCAUUUUAGUGUAUGAUCUGAUGAGAUGUACAGCUGUUUGUCUCCUCUUUACUUCAUCACGUAUCUAACCAAGUUUAAUUAUUUCCAUUAGGAGCGAAAUAUAGCACUUUGCAUGACAAAAAAAGCUUGAUCCAUUUUUAAAUAAAGUGUGAAUUAAAGUAUCAAUGUUUUCGUCAGGAAAAAGACAGUGUAAUAGUUUAAAAUUAAAAACAUUUUUGCAGGGGUUAAGUUCCAGGACUUUUGGGGGGUACAAGGGGAAAAGGAAUGCAUGUCUAUUGUUUUUGCUUAGAUAUAUAUUUUAUAAUUUUUUUUUGAAACUUGCAAAGUUUCUGUUCUCCUGUUUUCUCUCCUUUUCCUUUCACAACUUCCAUUGUGGGCAAGGAAGUUGAACCAUAUAGGAAGCCACACAAAACCUUUAUGUAGUGGUUUCUUUCUGUGUCACCGUUCCCCCCUUGUUUGAACUAGUCCUUCUCUGACAUGUUUUAUUAGAUGUAAGAUCAGAUCCUCCUAAAAUACAAUUCACCCAUG
Messenger RNA from Mauremys reevesii (Reeves's turtle), 1798 nucleotides. It is a transcript of the gene CGA, whose product is annotated as glycoprotein hormones, alpha polypeptide. Gene Ontology annotation, biological process: positive regulation of steroid biosynthetic process; thyroid hormone generation. Gene Ontology annotation, molecular function: follicle-stimulating hormone activity. The transcript is spliced from 7 exons. Bases 806 to 1168 code for a protein of 120 amino acids. The record is from RefSeq and is a predicted model, not a curated record. NCBI's taxonomy places the organism in Eukaryota, Metazoa, Chordata, Testudines, Geoemydidae. Gene Ontology annotation, cellular component: follicle-stimulating hormone complex; extracellular region.